CUCUGACUGAAGCUUGCAUCAUUUCACGUCUUUCUCGGCAGUCGGUGGCGAUUGACAACAUACGGACACCAUGGUGGAGCCAGUCCCAGAGACCAUCAACUUUCCCUCUGAGGAGGAGAAGAUCUUGCACUUUUGGCAAGACAAGGACUGUUUUCAUGAAUGCCUCAAACAGUCCAAAAACAGGCCCAGGUACACCUUCUAUGAUGGCCCUCCCUUUGCCACAGGUCUACCCCACUAUGGUCACAUUCUUGCUGGCACCAUCAAGGACAUUGUUACCCGCUUUGCCCAUCAGAGCGGCUUCCAUGUUGACCGACGGUUUGGCUGGGAUUGCCAUGGAUUGCCUGUGGAGUAUGAGAUUGAUAAGACCUUGGGUAUCAAAGGGCCUGAAGAUGUGGCCAAGAUGGGCAUCGCUGAGUACAACAAGCAUUGCAGAAACAUUGUCAUGAGAUACUCCAAUGAGUGGGAGAUUUCAGUGACACGAAUGGGCAGGUGGAUUGACUUCAAAAAUGACUACAAGACUCUGUACCCAUGGUUCAUGGAGACUGUCUGGUGGGUGUUCAAACAGCUGUAUGACAAGGGUCUGGUGUACCGAGGUGUCAAAGUGAUGCCCUUCUCCACUGCCUGCAGCACCCCUCUCUCUAACUUUGAGUCCAACCAGAACUACAAGGAUGUCCAGGAUCCCUCUGUGAUCGUUAAUUUUCCGCUGGUUGAGAAUCAAGAUAUUGCUUUGAUCGCGUGGACGACCACACCCUGGACACUGCCAAGCAACCUGGCUCUCUGUGUCAACCCAGAGUUCUUGUAUGUCAAAGUCAAAGAUAACACCACUGACAAGACCUACAUUAUGAUGGAGGCCAGGCUCGGAGCUCUGUUUAAGUCAGAGAGCGAGUACACACUGUUGGACAAAUUUCCUGGUAAGGUGCUAAAAGGGAAGAAAUACGUGCCUCUCUUCCAAUACUUUGCCGAGUGUGGGGAGAAAGGAGCAUUCCAGGUGGUGACGGAUAACUAUGUCAAGGAGGAGGAGGGCACAGGAGUGGUCCAUCAGGCACCUUACUUUGGAGCUGAUGAUCACAGGGUUUGCACUGAAUACAACAUCAUCCAGAGGGACCAGGCUCCUAUCUGUCCUGUGGAUGCCUCAGGCUGCUUCACAUUGGAGGUCACUGACUUUGCUGGACAGUAUGUCAAAGAUGCUGACAAGAACAUCAUCAAAUGGCUGAAGGAGAAGGGCCGCCUUGUCAAUGCCAGCAGUUUCAAACAUAGUUACCCCUUCUGCUGGAGGUCCGACACACCCCUGAUCUACAAAGCUGUCCCAAGCUGGUUUGUCCGAGUGGAGCACAUGGUGGACAAACUGCUGGAAAACAAUGGACAAUGCUACUGGGUUCCAGAGUUUGUGCGUGAGAAGCGUUUUGGGAAUUGGCUGAGAGACGCACGUGACUGGGCAGUUUCAAGGAACCGUUACUGGGGGACGCCAAUCCCACUCUGGGUCAGCGAUGAUUUUGAGGAGGUGGUGUGUGUUGGGUCUAUGGCUGAACUGGAGGAACUGACGGGGGUCAAAGUAACUGAUCUUCAUCGGGAGAACAUUGACAGUCUGACAAUCCCGUCCCGGCUUGGUAAGGGCACACUGCGGAGAGUCACGGAGGUGUUUGACUGCUGGUUUGAGAGCGGCAGCAUGCCGUACGCCCAGGUCCACUACCCUUUUGAAAACAGGAAGGACUUUGAGGACACUUUCCCUGCAGACUUCAUCGCUGAAGGCAUUGACCAGACAAGGGGAUGGUUCUACACUUUGUUGGUGCUCUCCACAGCCUUGUUUGGCAAACCACCCUUCAAGAAUGUCAUCGUUAAUGGUUUGGUCCUUGCCAGCGAUGGACAGAAGAUGAGCAAGCGCAAGAAGAACUACCCAGAUCCAGGGCUGAUAGUACAGAGCUAUGGAGCUGAUGCCCUCAGACUGUACCUCAUCAACUCUCCUGUAGUGAGGGCAGAGAAUCUGCGUUUCAAAGAGGACGGUGUGCGAGAUGUGUUGAAAGAUGUCUUCCUGCCGUGGUAUAACGCCUAUCGCUUUCUGGUGCAGAACGUACAGAGGUUGCAGAAGGAGGAUGAUAUUCUGUUUCUGUACAAUGAGAGCACAGCAAAGCAGAGCGACAACAUCAUGGACAAAUGGAUUCAGUCCUUCACACAGUCUCUCAUUCAGUUCUUCAAGGCUGAGAUGGAUGCUUACCGACUUUACACUGUCGUGCCUCGCCUGGUCAAGUUUGUGGACAUGCUCACCAACUGGUACGUGAGAACCAACAGACGCCGUCUGAAGGGAGAGAAUGGCACCGAGGACUGCCUGUGGGCGCUGGAAACCCUCUUCAGCGUUCUGUUUUCCAUGUGCAGGCUGAUGGCUCCAUUCACACCCUUCAUUACAGAGAUGAUGUACCAAAAUCUGAGUCACCUCAUUGACCCCACCUCUUUUGACGACAAGAACACCAGCAGCAUCCACUAUCUCAUGCUGCCUCAAGUCAGGGAGAGUUUAAUUGACAAGCGCAUUGAGAGUGCCGUCUCUCAGAUGCAGUCUGUGAUUGAACUGGGCAGAGUGAUCAGAGACAGAAAGACCCUGCCUGUCAAGUACCCACUGAAGGAGGUUGUAGUUAUUCACCAGGAUUCAGAGGCUCUGAAAAACAUCCAGGCCCUGCAGAAAUACAUCCUGGAAGAGCUGAACGUGCGACAGUUAACUCUGUCAACGGACAAGGACAAGUAUGGAAUCAGUCUGCGGGCUGAGCCUGACCACAUGGUGUUGGGCAAGAGACUAAAGGGAGCCUUCAAAGCGGUCACUGCUUCUAUCAAGGAACUCACCAACGAGCAGCUUGAGGUCUUUCAGAAGACAGGAUCCAUCAUGGUAGAUGGCCAUGAGCUCCACGAGGAGGACCUGAGGCUGAUGUACACCUUCAACCAGAGCUCGGACUCAGCUGCACAGUAUGAAGCGCACUCUGACGCACAGGUCUUGGUGCUGUUAGAUGUCUCCCCAGACCAGUCCAUGGUGGAUGAAGGCGUUGCCCGAGAAGUCAUCAACCGCAUUCAGAAACUACGCAAGAAGGCCCACUUGGUGCCAUCAGAUGAGAUAACAGUGUACUACCACUGCCAGCCAGAGGGGGAGUACUUGCACUCUGUCAUCCAGGCUCACACAGACUUCAUCCUAGCUACCAUCAAGGCUCCACUGCUGUCCUUCCCUGUUCCCAACACUGCCAGUGUUAUCAUACAGGAAAAGACUCAGCUGAAAGGCUCAGACUUGGAGUUUAUCAUUGUAAAGGGAUCCUCAGGUUCUCGGGUCUCUCUAAAUGGACCAGCUUGCAGCUAUGUGAACCUCAGGGUGAAGGUCAACAAGAAAGAACAAGAUGGUGUGGUGCUGCUGGAAAACCCCAAAGGAGAUAACAGACUUGAUGUGGACAAGCUGAAGAGAGUGUGCAGCAGCAUCUUUGGAACAAAUAACACCCAGCUCAGAUUCUUCAGUGGAGGAACUGAAUUGACCAGUCAAAUGGACCUCCAGGCUUUGAGUGGUAAAACGUUGUCAGUCACUUCAGGCUCCAUGCCCCCUGGCCCUGUCCCCUCCUCCGACGCCCUCCUGUGUCCAUAUGUGAACCUGCUGCUCUGCAACGCACAGCCAGCUGAAUGCCAGACGGGAGAGGUUGGCACCCUUCUACUGGUGAAUCCAGUGGGCCAGAAUGGGCUUGACUACUCAGGCCUUCUAUCUGAGGCGGCCAAGGUUUUCGGCCUUCGCAGCAGAUGGCUUAAACUCUACCUGGACCAGGACCUCACCCAGGAGCUGCCAGCUGAUACAUCUGCAAAAUCUCUAGACACCAAAACUUUGUUUGUGAGAGUUCUUCCAACAACUGCUGAAGCAUAAUUCGAUAAAAAAAAAAAAAAAAUCCUGGAAUCUCACUGUCAACAUUUGUCUUGGAUAUAUCAUAAAAUUCACACCUUUAAGUUUUAUACCCACUGAUGCCAGCAGCCGCUGAUAAGAAUACGUGUUGAUAAGUGUUCAGGCACAACAUUAGUGUGGUUAAAGAUCAUGACAGUUAUGUGUAAAACAAAUAAGACCUGAUAACUUUUCAUCUCUCUUAAAUCCAUAUUGCCUUUCUUUUGUCACCAGUUCUCAGCGAUAGCAUUCUAAGACAGCACAAUGUGUAAUUGGACUGUAUUUAUUCUGGACUUAAAAGUGGGCAUACUUCUACAUAUCUUUUUUUCACAGCAGCUGAACACAGUUACUGGACAGGUGUAGGAAUGCGAGUAUGAGUUUGGACAGUAAUUUGGAAAUUAAGAUAAACAAGAUCUAUCUUGUCAAUAUUACUUUAUUUUUAUUGAAGCAGUUAUGACGAAUUAUGCAAACUACUUCCCGUCUAGGUAGCAACACCAAUUCACCUUUUUUUUUUUUUUUUCUUUAAAGAAAUCUACUGCAAUGUUUGGCUGAAUUUGAGUGUAUGUCUAUUUAUAUGGCACUUUCAAAAUGUAAUCAGGCUGUUUCCAAAUCAUGUUUUUUUUUGUCUUCCCGUACUCCUGGGUUAGGGUUAGGGUUAAGUACUCUAGUUUGGGGAUCACUGGUCCAGAAUAAUUAUUGCUGUAGCUCAUGAAUGGGACCCAAUUUAGCGUAUUGCCAUUGGGGCAGCCCAUGGCCAAGAGGAAAGGAAUUGUGCUUGUAACUGGAGAGUUGUCAAUUCAAAUCCAGAGACUAGUCAAGGGCCCCUGAGCAAGGCACCCAAUCCCCCCAUUGCUCCCGGGAUGCAGAUAAGUGCUGCCCACUGCUCCUGCGCUCGGCUUGAGUUUGAUGGGUUGAAUGCAGAUGUCAAUUUCACUAUCACUAAUUGUUGUGUGUGUCUAACCAUUUCUAAUUUCACACAUAAACUCAUUAUUUUGUUACAUGUGAAUCCUUUGACAAAAUGAAAAGGCAUUCAAAUAAUGAAAUAUACUUUCAGGCUGUUGUGCCUUUGGGAUAAAGUCAUCCUGUUAUAAAAAAAAUGGCAACACAAUGGACAAUGUACUAUUUUAGGUGACUAAUGGAAUAAAUAAAAGGUGACUGAGAUUCAAAAUUGA
Molecule: messenger RNA, 5061 nt
Organism: Solea solea (common sole)
Lineage: Eukaryota; Metazoa; Chordata; Actinopteri; Pleuronectiformes; Soleidae
Gene: iars1
Product: isoleucyl-tRNA synthetase 1
Exons: 34
Coding region: 71-3877 (1268 amino acids)
Biological process (GO): isoleucyl-tRNA aminoacylation
Molecular function (GO): tRNA binding; isoleucine-tRNA ligase activity; ATP binding
Source: RefSeq, a predicted model, not a curated record